AUGGCUGCUUCCGGGUCUCCGCAAUACGCGCGCCACAUGGCGGGACCUCGAGGAAUAGCCCCGCGAUCGCUAGAAGCAAACAAUACUCACACUUCGUAUAGGCCGCCAUUUCAUGAAAAUGUUGGAUCUCCAGUUCCGAUUCGUGAAGACCGCGUUGCCUCCUCAAUAUAUUCAACUCAAGACUAUACACGGGAAAGUCGCCUUACUUAUUCGAGUGUGCGUCUUGGUCCCUAUUCGCAGUACCGCGAUAGCCAGUAUACGGAUGCAUCGCCGCCUAUAUCUCCUGUACCCGUUCAAUAUCGUUCUGCUGCAGGCGCCGACAGCCCUGAUAUAUCCCCUAUUGACGAGACAUUCUCGCCCGCUGUCCCCCUGCCAAAAAAAGACGACAAGCAUACCAGUUCAUUCCAAGGCAUCCACCCCGAAUCCCAAGCCGCUUUUGUAGAAGCAACUGGCAGUAAGACUGCUAUUCACAAACCAGACCCAAUUCGGGAAACAAGGUGGGACGAAUUUUCUGGCGAACCAACUAAUAGUGAGCGUGGAAAAUUCGCCCAAGCUUCUCCCGGGGACCUCCUGAAUAUCAAGUCUGCGCAGAAGCAUCCAUUUGCCUUCUUUACUCGAGGUAAAGAUGGAAAAGAAGGGCGUAAACAAACGCCAAGAAUAGACGUGGAAGCUUCACCGUUACCCAUGCGGGUUCCUUGGAAAGGCGCAAGUGGCAGGUCCACCAUUCUGAACCCAAUCUCAUCAAGAAAACCUUCAGCCGAAAAACCAUUCAUACCACCACCGCGAAAGGAUAGCCGUAACCCUUUCGUGCAAACUUCAUCUGCCACAAAUAGGACCCACCCAACAACCCCGUCUGCGAAGCCAGAAAAUGCCCAUUUUCAGAUCGACUCGUUCGAUUUUGAAACGUUAAAAAAGGCAAACAAGACACAUACUCAAAAAGAUUUGCCACCGUUAAACAAGGAAUUACCGAGCCAGCCUUACGCUUCGCGUAGUGAGGCUCGUAUUCAAGAUGUCCAGCAAGAACCAGACUACUCCAAUGCCAGAAUCCUACAUUUUGACGAGGAAACGAGGAGCCAGCGCAGUUUCCCGGGAUCAAUGACUGCCGGAGCAGGCAGUCCGCCACGGAUUCCACGACGCAGUGAUGAGACUAUACAGCCAGAACCUUCAUCUUAUAUGACCGCGAAGUCGACCAAAGUGACAGCUCUUAAACCUACACCAUCCCAACAAUCAGCAUCUACUUCAAAGUCAUUGCCACGAAGCCCUCCUGAGAUGGAGGCAAAUAGCCGUAUUGAGUUAAUGGAGGCCAAGCUUCGUGAUCUCUCUCGAAGACGGGUGAAUAUUGACACAAUUAUUAGCGAAUUGAACCAAGUUAUACAGCCAAGUUCAAUUACGUACGAUAUGGCAACUAGAGCUGAGGUUACACGAUCUGUUAAGAGCCUAAACGCCGAACUUGAUGAUAUCAAGAAAGAAGAGCACGAUGUUGGAUUGAAACUUCAUCGGGCAUAUAAGAAGAAGGACGAGGGUGAUUACUACUGCGAACCCUCUGGGCUGUGGAUCAGGAGGGUCACCGGCUGA
This is a messenger RNA of Ophidiomyces ophidiicola, 1575 nucleotides long. RefSeq lists its product as uncharacterized. The transcript is spliced from 2 exons. The coding region runs from base 1 to 1575 and encodes 524 amino acids. The record is from RefSeq and is a predicted model, not a curated record. NCBI's taxonomy places the organism in Eukaryota, Fungi, Ascomycota, Eurotiomycetes, Onygenales, Onygenaceae.